Molecule: messenger RNA, 2606 nt
Organism: Parasteatoda tepidariorum (common house spider)
Lineage: Eukaryota; Metazoa; Arthropoda; Arachnida; Araneae; Theridiidae
Gene: Pmi
Product: Transmembrane protein Pmi
Biological process (GO): inner mitochondrial membrane organization
Cellular component (GO): mitochondrial inner membrane
Source: RefSeq, a predicted model, not a curated record
AAGUAUUUAUAACUUGAAUUCAUUUAAUCUUAAUCGUAUCGUAUCGUUUGUUGUUAUUAUUCUUUUGUUUAUAUUGAAGACAUACAUGAUAGAAAGUUAGAAAUCGUUUGAUAAUAUAUUUUCUAUACAUCUUAAAUCUAAUAUAUUUUUAAAUAUGGAUGAUUAUGAUGCUUCAGACAGGUAAAGACUUCAAAAGAUAUUCUAAAACACAUGAAUAUUGCAAUCAUUAGAGAAAUCUAUGACGGGGAGAACGCUCAUGAAGUUUUUGAAAAUGAACUAGAUCGUGCUUUAGAAUCGAAGUGCUCAUGUAUAGUGAUAGAGCCAACUAAACUCGGGGAAGAAACUGCAAGGUGGAUUUCUGUCGGAAACUGUCUACACAAGUCUGCAAUUUUAACCGGCUUCGGAUCCAUUCUAUCUAGUUUUGCUUUUCCGGAUAGUGUUUAUGGUAAUUUUCCUUUGUGUGGUUUAAGCUUGCUGUGUACUGGAGUGUAUGCCCUAUCCUGGCAAAGUGAUCCCUGUUGUAAAUACCAAGUUGAGACAAAUCCUAGAAAUCUUGAAAAGCUUCCUCUUCAUACUUUAACGUCCUCUUCUCCCGUCGUUCUAGUUCGGAAGGAUGACACACGUAGAAUUGUUCUGCAUUCUGCAAUAACUUUUGUAGCUGUUGCUGUUUGUGCAUUUAGAAUAUAUAAAGGUGUAACAUCUGCAUAGUAUAUUUUUUUACAUUGUCCGUAGUGUAAUUGAUGAAUUUUAUUCUAUUGUAAAGAGGAAAUGUUGAUAUAUUCAAAGUUAAUGAAGGAAAUCUAAGUUGAGAUUAUUUCCAUAUUAAGUGAUGUUUGCAGAAAUUUUGUAUUUUUAGUUUAGUUCUGGUUACAUUUAUUGCUAUGUUUUAUUGAUAGAGCAAUUAAUGAAAGUGCAUUUUAAUAUAUUUCUUAAAUCUGCUCACAUCGGGUUAUUAUCCAUUUUAAUAUUGCUUUUGUUACAAUAUUUUGAUUCCUUUCAUUAGUUUCAGUAAUUCAUAAUGAUAUUAAGUUUUUAUUUUUAUUUUAUGAAAAAUUUAUAAUAACUUGGAACUACUAGUAGGGUUAGAUUUUUUCUUUUCAUUUAUAAUUUAAGUUACAUUACACAUGUGCUAUGCAUAAUAAUUACACAAUAUUAUUAUUAUUUUUUUACUAAAUUUGAAUUAAAGCAUUUUAAAUUAAAAAGUGGAAAUAUAUUGCUCAUGUGAAUUUCCUACCCAUAAUAUAUAAUACAAUUUCUGUUAGUGUAAUCCAGUAAUUAAUAAUACAUAUUAUGUAUGUUAACAUGAUGUCUAGCAAUUCAGAAUUAAAUUGAGACAAACAAAUUUCAGUUUUGCAGUUUAAAAGUUUUUUUUUUAAUCAUUUUAAAGCAUGUUGUAAUAAAAAAUGUUUAUUUUUUAAAGUGAAGAUGAAAGGUAGGUGUCAAAACUGGAUGAUUUUUAAGCUAUUUAAAUUGUGAAAUUAUUUUCUAAAUCGAACGAAAAAAAAUUCUCCACGCUUAAUUUUACUGCUUGGAUCUCCUGAACAAAUUGAAUUGUUUCGAGGAAUUUUUACUGAAAUUUUGCUAAUUAAAUAGUUUUAAAAGUUUGACUAAUUUUAGCUAUAGCUAUAUUUCUUAAUAUUUUAUAUUCCCAGCUAAAAAAUAAGUACAGACAAAUCUUUUUGUACCAAUUUUGUGAAUUACAAUUGCUGCAAAAGUGUAACCAAGUGUUUAUUAAUAUUCAUAAAGUGAACAAAAUACAAAAUUUAUAAUCAUAAAGCUUUUUUAGUUAUCAUGACUUUAACUGAUUAAAAUAUGAACCUAUCUUUUCCUCAAUAUUUUAGCCUGUUUCAGAAAUUAAAGGCAGUCAGCCCUCAUAUUAAAAAUAAUACUUAAAGGAAAUUUAAAAAAUUUCAAAAUUUUUCUUCUUUAUCCUUUUCAAUAUUUUAUUACUAGUAAUGUUACAUAGUUUUUUUUUAUGCUGAAAAUUUGUUUUUUUAUUAAUUAUAAAGAACUUUUUGUGUGUGCGAUUGUCAUAUUUUGCUGUAUAUUGUAAGAAUAUGUAACAACAUACUUUUUUUUUAUUUUACGAUUCAAAGUUAUUUAAAAAUGUUAUAAACUUAAUCAAAAAUUAUAAAUGUAUAAUAAAGAAUUUCAUUCUAAAAAUCUGAAAUUAUUUCUGUACUUAUAUUAAGAAUUUUUAAAUAACUCUCUAGUGACAUUUCUUUUUUCAGAUUUGAUUGUUUUACACCUUUUUACUGUUAAUCUCAUGUUUCAUAUACAUAAUUAUUUUGGAUACAUUCCUGAUUAUUUAUUGUAAAUUAGAUCUUAGAGAUUGAAUCUAUUCCUUAUUUUAUUUUCAGGUGAAACGUUUUCUUGUUUAUUUUUAGUUUUUAAUUUGAAAUAUUCAAUGGACAAUAUAUUAAAUUUUCUUUAGAUACCAGAUUAUCAUCUUCUAUGCUAAAUAAAAUUUUGUUUGAUGUGCUUUUUUUUUCUUCUUUAUAAGGGAUAAUGUUUUUAUUUGUCUCUUUAAUCUGUAUGCAUUUUGAUUACGUGAUAUAUUACAAUAUUCUUUGUAAAAAGAAACAUAAUAAAAAACUUGACUGAUA